ACAAUGGGAGCUUCGGUGUCAAACGCCAGACAGGCAGCUCAGAGAGAGUUAGAGAUAACGUAAAUUGUUAUAUCGCCGCCACACACACUGCACACUUGCGUAGCUGGAAGUUCGAAUGCUGAGAAUGAAGUUGAAAGUGUGAACAAGAGUGGAGGUAGUAAGUUAAGCAAAUAAGAAAGAAAAAGGAAGGCAGAGCACAGGAGAAGAAAAAAGAAACAAAAAAAUGCCAAAAUUCAACCUAGAUGCAAUAUGUGCUAAACUACAAACUCAGCGUGUGCCCCCAGUGAGUGCAACGACCCCAAACGAUGACCAAGCUGAAGCUGACAAAGAAGUAGAUUCAGGGGUCGAUGACUCCGAUAGCGGGAAUGACUGCAUACUGCAGUCGCACAGGACCUAUAUAGAUGAAUAUAAUAAUAUUUCCUCAAAAUCACAAUGGAAAAGCGAUAAUUACCAUAAAGAAAGUUGUGAUAAUCAUGCACUAACAAAUGGACAAACUACACCAAAGAUAGAACCUACAACGCAAGAAUUAGAAAGUAAUAAUAAUAACCAUGAGAGACAAUCAUCCUUAUUCGGUGCACGCAAACGAAAGUCAAAUCAAAGGUAUGUUCCGCGACAAGUGUGCGCGGUCGCCGAUGCAUGUGAAGAAUUUGAUUAUUCCGGUAAUGAGGAUGAUUUACCUAACAGCACUACCAAAGAAGAUUCAGACGUUGGCCUUUAUACAAAAGAGGGCAGUCUUGAUUUAUGUUUACGAAAAUCAGAUAGAUGCAUGAUAAUGCAGAAUGGUUCAGAUGAGGACAGUAUCGAUGGUGCACUUGAUUUAAGUUGCCAAAUGCAAGAUAGGUCCGAUAUGCAAACUGUGAAACACUACGAUACCUCCCCCACAAAAUCUUUUCAAAAUCAUUCUAAUAAUAAUUACAGUCGAAUGACAAUAGAAGAUUAUGCAAAUAGGGCACUUGAAGAUGAGGAUGAGUCUGACGAAGAGCAGAUAAAUGAUAACGUUGUCUGCUGCGUUGAUGAGGAUGGUACCGUAGCUCUUUUUAAGCGUGAUGAACUCCCUUCCGAAGUAUUACGAAACGGUAAUGCAGAUGUUGCUUCCAUACUUUCACAUGAUAAAGACUGUGAAAUAAGUGUGCAGUCAGAUGAAGAGAAGUCAGGAAAAAUGCCGGAAGAGGUUAGCGUAAUGAAGGAGUAUGCGUCAACUGCUUUAGACGAGUUGUUUGAUAUGUACGGUGUAGAAGCUGAGGGCCGGGAAAUGAUGAGACACAUGCCGCUAAAUUCAUUCAGUUUAAAUAAUCUGUUAAAAUUCCAAGAGCAAGAGAAAGUUCUAAAGCGAGCUCAAGAAAAUAGUGGUCGGACUACGAAAGUCCGGAGCUCAGAAAAAUCAAAAGCAGCGCCACCAAACAAGUGCAAUGACGAUGCCGCAGACCAAAUAGAUUCUAAAUCAAGCCAGGCCACUCAGCCGAAAAACUCAGUAGCCUUAUCCAUCCCACGAGGGAAGUGGCAUGAAGAUCAGCAAUAUAUACCCGACUACAGUCCCCCGAAGUACAACGCUAAAAGUAUUUGGGGACGUCCCGUUGGAGGGGGUGGUGGACCGAACUCAAAGAAAACGGUCAAGCAGCUAAUUAUGGAGCAAGCUUUGGUGAAAAGCGAGAAAUUGGAGUCAUUCUCCAAGUAUGAUUACUUGAUACAGAAACUAGAAGCCGGAGAAGCAAUAUCCAAAGAUGUACCAAAUCUGCGGAUUUCAAAAUAUGACAGUUACAUCAAGCGACUACAGGAAGGACAGUCUAUAACCCAGAUUAUAAAUCGCAAGAAUGGUGGCUCCUCUCAAAAAGUCCGCGACCUACUCAACCAUCAGCUUCACCAGAAAGCCAACCUACCAUCCAACGGUGAUAACGCUAAUGCGAACGGUGAAAUGCAGACAAUUGAUCUCUCGGAGCAUGCGAGAUCUAUGCGAGGCCCGCAGUAUGAGGCACUUGUUCAGAAUAUACUUAAAGCGCAAGGUAUAGACGCGUCCACGUUUCAACAUCAACGGCCGGAGGCGGCAAACCAAGACUCAUCUUUACCGCAAGAUUUAAGUAUGGCCUCUGAACGGCACAGGGUAAAGCAGCACGAGUUGGAGUUGAGUAAAGAUAGUGCACCAAGCUACGCUGCGCAGUUCGACGGCAAUGGCUCAAUGGAUGAGAGUGGCGAUGAUGCGUCAAAAUCAACGAGUGAUGUGAUAUCUAAUCUUGAUACAAGCGAUGGUGAACCCAACAUGUAUAUGAAGUAUAUAGCAAAGUACUCAGCCACUACUCAUUGCAAGAUGCCUUACUGCGUCUACCAGUACAAAGAACACUAUCACUGUAUUGCCAACGAAUGUAAAUUUGCUAGAUUCACAAGAAAAGAGGAUGUUGUGCGACAUUACAACUGGCACAAACGACGUGACAACUCCCUUCAGCACGGUUUCAUGAGGUUCAGUCCGUCGGAUGACUGCGCACCGUAUUACCACAACUGCUCCCUCAAUCUCAAGCAUACCCACUACCAUUGCAUGCAGUCUGGAUGUUGCAAGGUGUAUACUAGUACAUCUGAUGUCUUGACUCAUGAGAACUACCACAAAAAGAAUGCUUCUUUGCUCAAUGAUGGCUUCCAGCGCUUCCGCGCCACCGAGGACUGUGGCGUCAACACAUGUAGCUUCUACGGUCAGAAGACCACCCAUUUCCAUUGCCGCCGUAUCGAGUGCAACUUCUCGUUCAAGAAUAAAUGCGACAUAGAGAAACACAAGGCCUUCCACAUCAAGGAUGAUCAGUAUCAACGUGAAGGCUUUAAGAAAUUCUCAAAGCAUGAGUUUUGCCGAUUCGAUGGCUGCAGGUAUUCCCACAACACCAACCAUUUUCACUGUAUUCGAUCAGACUGUGACUUCACGUUUACAGCCGCAAACCAGAUGCAAUCACAUCGACGCAAACACGAAAGACGGCAAAGAAUCAUAGCCUUCGAGUAUGACCAGCAACGUCGCAAGCUUUUCAAACACCUGAAACCGAAGACAACCGUCUUUAGGAAUCUAGUCACCAUGAACCAUGUACCGACAGGACCGGUCAUGAUACCAAACAUACCAAACUCUAAACUGGUGAUGGACCUUCAAAGAGAAGAAGUACCAGCCAAGAAGAUCAAAUUAGAACUGGAGACUAUGAUGUCAGAGAACUUUGGACCCAAGAUCAAAUUAGAACCAGAGACAAUGAUGUCGGAGAACUCUGGACAAGAUGAAGAGGCAUCCUCACCAGAACCGACAAUAACAUCACAACCAUCCUCUUCAGCAAGUACGCCAACUUCUCUAUCAUCGCAAGGGAACAUCUUGUCAAAGGCAUUCGCCGCACAAAUGGAGGGGGAUUCUGCCGGUAUGCAGACAAAUAGUUUCAAUGACUCGUUAAACCUACCGAUACCUUCGACCAUAUCGCCACCAGAGGAGCAGAAGCUUGAGAAGACUAUGAUCUCACCACCAAUCGUAAAGAUGAGGUGGGAUAAUAAACCAGAGGAAAUUUGGCAGAAAUACAUUUUAAGGUACACUGCUAAUGACCACUGUGUUCCUCAUUGCGACCUGAUGUACAAAGGUCACUACCAUUGCCAGGUUCCUGAGUGCCAAUCCACAUUCAAGUCAAAGGAUGGCGUCAAUAAGCAUGCUAGGUAUCACAUGAUGUUUGAAGAGGCAGAAGAGGCAGGUUUCCACUUCUUUGCUCAGGGUGAAAGCUGCGAAGAUACUUUCAAAGACUGCGCAUUCAGUCCACUGGCUCACUACCACUGCAUGUGGAGUCUCAGGCCUGGAAUUUACUGCGGUCAGGUGGUCCACACAGGCAGUAACAACCAAAUGAAACCUCACGAGAUGAAGCACAAUCGUAACCCGCAGCUGGAAGAGAUCAGAGACUCGUACGACGAUGGUAAGAACGAGCUACUAUUCACUACCACCGACACACACGAGCCGGGCUUUGUCAAGUUCCGCGAGAAUCAAUGCACGAGCGGUGAUUGCCAGUUUGUGGCCGAGGUUCACUGUCACUGCACGAGACUGGAUUGUAACUUCACCACCAAUGCUGCAUCGAAGAUGAAGGAGCAUAAAAUUAACGAGAACAUCGCUUUUGAAAGCUUCAAGCAGUUUAGCCGUAAGAUGGACUGUCGUCGACCCGGAUGCAAGUUCAACCUCUGGAAAAAACACUUCCAUUGUCUGCAUUUAGGCUGCAACUUCUCGUUCUUGCAGGUACAGCAGAUGGAGUCGCACGGUCGUAAACACAUGCGCCGUGUAUUUGGCAAGACCUUCAACAAACCUGGGACUGACUGCGCAGACAUGAAAUCCAUGCUACAUGUGAUUCCGACAGCCAACAUCAACUUGAGUAAGAACAAUGGAAACUCGCCUCCCUUAACAUCAUCCCCUAUUGUACAACCGGUACAUCAUAGCUACCCAGCGGUAUCUGCAACCACGGUUGGUGUGACACCAAGCAUGCGAGGUGAGAAAUCUAAGCCGCUUCCACCAUUCAUGAUACCUCUUUCGCCGCUUGAUGCUGAAGAAUCUCCGCCAAGGUCUGUCCUCCCGCCAGAAUAUCCAACCCCAAGUGGGAGUGCAUCUCAGAGUGCGAACUCGCCUAUGCUCGCUCAUUGGAAAGUCUCACCAGGCAAGCGACCAUUCACACUGAUCAUCGAGGACCCAAGUAAGCCACCUGGUUAUAGACGUUACAAGCGUGGUCCAAUUGAUGACGCUAUGCAGGAGCGGUUCACGCGGUAUGAACGCAAUGUCAACUGCGGGGAUAAAUGCUGUCAGUUUGCAUUGAACACAACGCAUUAUCAUUGUCUACAUGCAAAGUGUAACUAUAAAUUCGCCGGGAAGACAAUGAUGUACAAACACGCGCAGCAUCAUGAUCGUGUGGACAGUAUCAUACAAGAGGACUUUGAGCGUUUUAAAGCCACCGUCCACUGUGAGCGUCCAGAUUGUGAAUUUGCUCUGAAGCACACUCACUUCCAUUGCUUGCGCUGUCCAUUUAUCUGCACCGACAGUGCAAAGGUCACUGCUCAUAGAAAACAGCACACUAAAUCAGAGGUCAUCUCCUCGGCUGGUUUCAAACAAUUCAGCUCUUCCGAAUCGUGUGAAUUUGAAGCGUGUAAAUACUCCAAUAAAUACUCGCAUUACCACUGUAUGCGACAGAAUUGCUUCCAAGCCGUGCUAGGCAUGACAAUGGUAGAGGCUCAUAGUAGAAAAUAUCACCAACAUUAGAUUCCAAUUCUAGUAAAAAAAGAAAGAAAGAAUGCACAUGACUUGGUUCUUCCAUGUGACGCCCGGUUUUACCUGUUUUCCAUGCUACACUUCCGAAGUAUCACAUUUAAAUCCUCUAUCAAAAUCAAAAGUGAUUGGAUCAGAUUAAAAUCACUAAAAACAAUCAGGUGCGCAUGUCUCGUUGCAUUACAUUUUCUGUGGAAUCGCAUAGGUAAUGAUCAUCGGUGCAGUGUGUGGCCGGUUUUACCAGCAAGGCUUAGUGAAAAUCCGUAGUGGUUUCAACUCUAGGUGACUUCAGAUUGCCAGUUAUAUGUUGUUUGCGAUUAUCUGAUUGUCAAUCCAAUCUGCUUGUCGGUGAUUCUUGUUUGUGAAUGUUUUUACUUGCAACAGGUUAAGCAUCCAUUGUUCCAGUUUACUCGCAAUAAUCAUAUGAGUGUCAUUACUCAACAAUUUAUCAAGUUUGUACCAAAGGAUUACCAAGAUAUACCUCCGGUUUAGUAAUGGUAAUAUCAUAAAUAUUCAUAUUUAAAACAUGAAUAUUUAUGAGUCAUUAAAUAAUAAUUCAUAAAUAACCUGGUACGUGAAUUUCGCUGAUCUGUAGAUUGUGAAUAUUGAGAAUCUUCUAUUUACUUAUUCAAGUUUAUCUAUUGUAUUCAAAAUACUUUACUUUAUAGUUUUAUGCCACUACUCAAGAGGUAUAAGUAAAUCAUGAAUAUUCAAAUUAUGAAUACCGUGAGUUUUAAUCAUGGUUACUGUUUGCUGUGUGCUGCAUUUUGACUGGUUUCUAAGGCAAAGUUUGAUUGAUUUAUCAGUGGUUUUGCUUGAAAAGUCUGUGUCCAUUUUUUUUUGGACAAGUUGUGUUAGGUAAAAUAAUUAAAUUGCAAAAAUUAAAUAUAUUAUAUAAUGAUUUCACUCCGAUAUAAAUGAUCCAAAGACUCCCAAACCAAACAUUAAUAUCUAAGGUAAUUUACUUACAUCUAGGUCUUCCAUUUUGUUUUACCCAUAAUCCUCAUUAAUGACAUGUGAUCUGUCUCAUCCAAUUAGGAUGCUGGCAUCACAUUUUAGUUUAUGUGUAACCAAAGAUUGCUGUGUGUAGCUGAUAUAUUUUAGAUAUUUGUUAGUGUAUUUUCUUAUUUUUUGUUAAUAUUGAUUUGCUGUAUUGUAUAUAAAAAGAUGAUUUUGAUUGUUGUUUUAAUGUUUUAUGGGUUCGUUGCAAUUUGUUCUGAUUUGGCAAAUGCUGUGAUCAAGUUUAUUUUGAAUUAGUUAACUCUUAAUUUAAAUAAUAAUGAUUUUGUUUGUUUAGAUUUACAGUAGUUCUAUUUGCCGGACUUGCUUGUGCUUUAUAAUUUUUUAUUUGGUUUUUUUUAUAACUAUAAUUUUUUUUAAUUUAUUUUUUUUUUUAUUGCAUUAUGAAUCAAUUUUAUUGUAGAUUUAAAUAUAAUAGAAUAAAUAUGAACUUAGAGAUUCAAGUUGAUGUUCCAUAUCAAUCCAAUCCAAAUCUGCAACUAUUUUUUAUUCUCAAGAAUUCAAUUAUACUAAAUUUAUCAAAUCCAAAUAUCACCAUGUAGUUAAAAAAUGGUAAAUAUAUAUUUUUUUUUUUUUUUUUUUUUUUUGUGCCAAAAAAAAAGAGUGGUUGUUUCCUUAUCGUGCUGUGAAAAUUUAACAAUUUGAUUUUAUUAUUUAAGAAUUAUUUAGUCUGGUUACAAAAGAUAGACUGAUUCAGUAAUGAUGUUAGAAAUGCAAAAAAAUAACCGGUGGCCCAGCUGUUUAAACAUUGGAACAGGUGUUCAAUGAGUUAACAUGUGUUGUAAUUUGCAUAUGUGGUGACUUGUGUGCCACAUGUGCAGGUGUUUAUAAUCAUGUGAUUGGCACUAGUAAUUAAAGUGUGACACACGUUUUUAAAGAUGGAUAAUGCGCCGGAAGUAUAUCCAAAUAAUUUGACCGUUGUUCUGCAUGUGAGCUCAACGUCCAAUCAUAUUUUUUUUAGUCAGCCAUGCAUAAUUCACCUCAAUUACAUAUAUUAUGUAUGUUCCACUCAGAACUUUAAUUGUGAAUAAUUUUAAUGCUGUAUAACGAUAUGCUGUGUUUUUUGACAGGAUACGAUUCCAGUGCUCUCCAUGUCAAAAUAUAAAUAUACAAAAAUUGCGGUAAUUUUCAUGCCAAAUAUAUACGAGUAUCCAGGUUUUUUCAUAAAUCUAAAUUGUUUUGAAUACAAAUUCCAUUUGACUAAUUAACUUUUAUACUAAUUAAAUAGUUAAGCUGUGUCCUGGUGUAAGUUGUUUGCUGUGCUAUAAUAUUAAUACCAAAAAAUGGUAAGAAUUCUUUAUUGUUAUAAUUAAAAGCUUUAAUAUCUCUGAAUAGUAAGAAUGACAAUUCUGUAGUUAUAAUGACAAAGGUAUUCCCUGUUAAUUGAAUUGUAGAUACAGUAGAUCAAGAUCAUAACUUUCAGUUAUUGUAACUUUUCAAUAUGUAUUUUUUUAUGCCUUUGAAUUGAAAUUACAUUUUCCGUAUAAAGAUAGACCUAUGAAUUGUAUUUUUUUGUUUUCCUGCUAAUACUACUCUGUCCUAUUUUUCGCAUCAAAUAAUGUAAAUACCAAGUAAAUUUCUCUGGAUUUCUUUUCCUCUAUUUUUGCAAAACUAUGCAAGAUAAUUUAUUAGUAUUUUUUGUUGUUUUGACUUCUUUCAAAGUUGUCUUUUACUCUGAGUAGAUGUAAAAUUAUGUGCAAAUAAUUAACACAUCCUAAUUUGUAUAUUGUUUUCUGAUUGAUUUGAUUUUUAAUGAAACUAUAGCACAUUUAUAUAAUUAAUUCACAUUCCAUUUUGAUUGGUUGAAGCACUGUGCAUUAUUGAGUAUUCAUGAGCAGUAGGCUGUUGAAUAUUCAUGUAGGCUUAUAUAUAUAGGUACUAUAUAGACAUUCAUUAAAAUGAAUGUUGUUUAUAAUAUUAUAAGAUGAUUGAGUGGAUGAAAUUUUCAUUUAUCUUUUUUUUAAAUUAUUUUGGGAAUUUAUGCUGUGAAUAGAAUUAUUAUGUUUAUUAAGUGUAUUUUUACAUUAAUCAUUAUUGUUAUUAUUAUUGUUAUUAUUUAUUAAUAUUAUUAUUAUCAUUGGUAAAUUAAGUAAACUCUAUUAUAUAACGUCUGUGAAUUUGUUAACUAUCAUUAACACAGUACUUACGAUAAAUCAGAGAAUAAGGACAGAUAUUAUAGAAGUUAUAGUAAAGAUUCCAGUUUACUGGGUCGUGAACGUGUAAAAGUAGCAAUAAGUACUGAAGUUUCUUGGCCUAUUCAUCUAGAAAUGACAGUGUCAAGACUUAAUGAGAAUAUUGCAGUGAAGAAUAAAUAAAAUUUAAAAAACAAAAUUACAAUCUACAAAAAUUUUGAAAUUUCCUGUUUGCAUAAUUUGUUUUAUUUAAUUCAGUGUGAUAAAGAAAUAAUAUGAAUUUAAUAGUGUUUAGUACCAUUUGUGUUACAAACUUUCAUUUGCUUACUUAAAGUUAUUGAUCAUUAUACAUUAAUGCUAUUUUGAAAAUUACGUUAGAUGAUUGUGAAAGAAAAGUAUCAAAAAAAUAUUUUUAGAGCCAGUCUUAAAAAUGAUAUACUGUAGUUUUUUAGGUUUUAUUCUAUUUUCAUGAGAGGUUUUCUUUUUUGACUCAAACAGUUGUUAUUUUCCCCAAUUACUGGACGCAUUGUUUUUGUUAUUGAUCUAAAGAGUGUUUUUGAGUGGAGCAUUUAAUCAAAGCAGAAAUAGUUUGAAAUGUGUGAACUAUAGAGGGCAGUGUCUAUAAUGUCUCAUCACUUUUGAUGUGAUUUUUUUUUCCAUAUCAGAUCAGGUGUAUUCUCAAGUAGAUAGUUCCUUAUUGUGUGUGUGAUAAGUGAAUGCUUCAAUAUAGAUCUAAAUCAGGAUUUUUUUUUUGUAUCUACUUUAAAUCUUCUGUUACCUGAGGUAGCGGGAAGAUAAACGCUUUUGCUGUGCAACUCAUAGACAAUAUCAAUAUCGUGUGCAAAUUAUUUUUAAUCAUAUUUCCCCAUAUUUUUUUGUGUGUUUAAUAUUUGUAAUGAUUUUGUUUGGAGUGAAAUUUGUUUUUCAAUUGUAUGAAUUUCUUUUCUUUUUUUUUUUCUUUGAUAAUUGGAAAUCAGUUGUUUGGGGGUUUGUGUAUUUUUGAGUGUCAAAAAGCACUAAUAAAAUCUUUGAAUGAUAAAA
Anneissia japonica is the source of this 9429-nucleotide messenger RNA. RefSeq names its product zinc finger protein castor homolog 1-like. Gene Ontology annotation, biological process: regulation of neuron differentiation; positive regulation of transcription by RNA polymerase II. The record is from RefSeq and is a predicted model, not a curated record. Gene Ontology annotation, cellular component: nucleus. The transcript is spliced from 12 exons. NCBI's taxonomy places the organism in Eukaryota, Metazoa, Echinodermata, Crinoidea, Comatulida, Comatulidae. Gene Ontology annotation, molecular function: RNA polymerase II transcription regulatory region sequence-specific DNA binding; DNA-binding transcription factor activity, RNA polymerase II-specific. Bases 224 to 5230 code for a protein of 1668 amino acids.